GCCCCAAAACAGCUGUCAGCCCACUAACUGUCAAGGAAAAAUAUACUGAUUUCACUCUUCGUUUCGCUGUGUGAAAACAACAAAUUAAACAAAUUAACUAAAUAAUAAAUUCCUCAAUAAUCCUUGAAAUUAUUUGUUUAUUGUUUGCUAAAUAAACCGUUAGCCAGUAAACUGUAGACACGCAAUAUCGCAGAAGACCAGAAAAACUAUUACAAACGAACAAUCGCAAUAAGACUUAUUCAGAAAUUAAACUUCUAAACAAGACUACGCUUUUCCAGCCGGUUGAGACAAGUACUUAAGGUCUAUCUUUUUUGCCCAUCCCAAAGAUAUUGGACACAACUAGUGUUCUUUUUAGAAUGAGCCUUCACAGAUGGCUGUAUCGGAGAGAAUAUGGCCUGAGGUCCAUGCGUGGAGAUUUUGAUAAUGUUAUGAAUUUGGUCUAUGGAUCGCUGACCGAUUUCGAACACUGGAACGAUAUACCAAAUCAAACCUCAGAUUAUGGAGCUGUUUUCAAUUUGGAAUUUUCUCCCAAAGGUAAUGUCUUGGUAGCUGCCUGCGAAAAGAAGUCAAUACUAUUUUUUGAUACGGUAACACAGAAGCAGACAUAUCACAUCAAGGAUGCGCACAAUGACAAUGUGAAUUGUAUCAAAUUUCUAGAUGAACGUAUGUUUGCCACUUGCUCCGAUGAUACAACAGUUGCUUUGUGGGAUUUAAGAUUCCUGAAGAAGAAAGUUCGAAGUUUACAUGGUCAUUCUAAUUGGGUGAAAAAUAUUGAAUAUUCACACAAAGAUAAUCUAUUGGUGACAUCUGGUUUCGAUGGAAGCAUAUUUACAUGGGACAUUAAUUCCCACACAGAACAGGGUCUUAUAUAUCAAAAAGUUUUUCACACUAGCGGAUUAAUGCGCUGCCGCAUUUCUCCAGAUUGUACAAAACUGGUAAUUUGUUCGACAGGAGGCUAUCUUAUGAUAAUACAUCAUUUAGACUUGACCUCAUUGCAUAAGGAUUUAAAUGGAUUUAGGCCCAGCAUUUAUCGUUUAAUGCAAAUGGGUCAUCAGUAUAUACCCCAAGCGGCCAAAUUUGAUCAUGUAUUUUCCAAGAAGCAAAAGAAAAAUCGUGUUGAAUUGGUGACCGAUUUUCCCGAAGAAAACGAUGCUGAAGUUAUAUUAGCUUUGCAAAUCCAUCCUUUAGGACAUUCAAUAUUAAGCCGUAAUAUAAGCUAUGAUGAGAAGACUGAAUGGUCAUGUAUCCACGAUAUAAACGAAGAACCAACUGAUAUUACCGAACAGGUACAGGAGGAACAUCAAAGUUCGAAAAGAAAACGUAAAUUAGUCUGUGAGAGUGAAGAUGAAUCACAAAGUGGCAUGGGUGCUGGUGGUGAUGAAAGUGGCGAUUCUACAGAUGAUUUACUGUUCAGUAUAAAUCGUCGACAACGUGUAUUAAGACCUCGUCUUCCAGGACGUGGUGCACCACCCCCUCCACCUCCAACUUUACCAUCAGCAUCGUCUUCUUCAAGUUCCUCUACUGCAAAUAAUACUGUCCCAAGUAGUCAACCCCAAUCAACAACAGCUGCGGCGGCUGCAGCUUCAAAUCAAACAUUCGUCCCCGACAUUUGGGCCGCUGAGGUUACUGUACAAGAACGUGCAAUACGCCAAAAUCGCCCCCGCAAUUCAAAUGCCGUUACCGGAUAUAAUUAUGUAUAUGCCAUUAGCAGUGGCGUACUCCCAGCAAUAGCUGCCUCAGCCUCCUCCAAUCGCAGUGGCAAUGAUAGUACAAACAAUCGUUCAUCAGAUUCCCCAUCGAGAAGAUCAGGGCGUUCGUAUCGAUCAGAUGCAGCAGCGAAUUCAACCGAUGGCAGCAGUACAUCCAGCAGUGAUUCCCCACCGUAUUUACCACUUGGUCGCAUACGUGUGCGUCCAUUAAUCAUACCACUGAAACGUAACAAUUACUACAAUCGGGAAAGGAAAAUCUUUGAAAAUCCCAAAAAGCUAAUGUAUUACAUUCAAGAACCCAACAAAGGUAAGGGAUUCAUUAAAGAGCCGAGUUUUUCGGCUGAUGGUCGUAUUGUUUGCUCGCCCUAUGACAAUGGUGUACGAUUGUUGGGCUAUACGGAAACCAGUUCAGAGUAUCCACAACAUUUUCAGGAAAUCGAAACAAUCAAACAAAAGCCCCGCACACUAUGUGUGUUGAAAGAACUGCGAUGUCACGACGACAAGGUUCUUAGCACAAAAUUCAGUCCAACAGAGCCAUUGCUGGCAACCGGUUGUAAAAGUGGUAAAGUUGUUUGGUAUCAUCCGGUUUUGUAAAUUAAAAAUAAUAAUAAUAAUAAUGCGACAAUUUCUUCGUAUUAUUUUAUAUAAUCAUAUUUAUUUUCAUUUAAAUCACAUUUCCUUUUGAAAUAACCUCCAAUAGUUCUAUGUAUAUAUUUGUAUUAAAAAAAAUCGGUUAUGGCUGAUUUUACAAAACGCUAAGAACCCCUUUUUAUAAAAUUAGACCAUACCCUCUUUGGAUUUUAAUUGUAGACUUUUUAAUUUAUAAGGCAAAGAAAAACAAAAUAUGUUUAGUAAUUUGAAAUAUUUUUUUUCUUUUUGUAUUUUAGCCAGCACCAACUACCAGAAAUAUUUUUUGGUUUGCACAAUUUUCUCAAUAAAAUAUACAUGGUUACAUUUCAACAUUUUUCAUGUGAUGUUUUUUGUAUUAUGUCUUAAUUUUUGUGCAAACCAAUGAAUACUUAAGGCAUUGUUGUGUUUUGAUUCUAAAAUUUCUCGUUCUUAAUAUGUAUAAUUACAAUUUUAUAAAAACAAACCCCCUGCCCCCCAAAAAGAAAAUCGUUUGAAAGUUGAUUUUCAAUACAUCUAUCUAUAAGAUAAGAAGUACAUUAAUUGGAUAUUAAUAUAAAUAAAAACUGUUCGAAAAUAUACAA
Molecule: messenger RNA, 2920 nt
Organism: Musca domestica (house fly)
Lineage: Eukaryota; Metazoa; Arthropoda; Insecta; Diptera; Muscidae
Product: DDB1- and CUL4-associated factor 10 homolog
Exons: 6
Coding region: 357-2303 (648 amino acids)
Cellular component (GO): Cul4-RING E3 ubiquitin ligase complex
Molecular function (GO): protein binding
Source: RefSeq, a predicted model, not a curated record